Messenger RNA from Grammomys surdaster, 2279 nucleotides. RefSeq names its product zinc finger and BTB domain containing 26 (gene Zbtb26). Bases 404 to 1726 code for a protein of 440 amino acids. Gene Ontology annotation, biological process: regulation of transcription by RNA polymerase II. Gene Ontology annotation, molecular function: DNA-binding transcription factor activity, RNA polymerase II-specific; protein binding; RNA polymerase II cis-regulatory region sequence-specific DNA binding. Lineage: Eukaryota; Metazoa; Chordata; Mammalia; Rodentia; Muridae. The transcript is spliced from 2 exons. The record is from RefSeq and is a predicted model, not a curated record. Gene Ontology annotation, cellular component: nucleus.
GGCGGCCUUCCCCCCGGGUCUGUAAGUUCCUAAGUUCGGAGGCCACCCGAGAGCUAGGGUGCGGGGUCUCUGGAAAUGGAGCCCCCGUGGAGACCCGGAUGGGCCGCAACCUGCCAUGGGAUGGGAGCCAAGGAGCUGGUCUAGGCCCCUGGACUAUUGAGCCAUUGGACUGGCCCAUGCUGCAUCCCACCCUCUUCCCCUUCCCGAAUCUGCAGUGGGGUGUCUCAGGAUGCCCCAGGGACCGCCUCCUUGGACCCUCUACAUAGGGCCCUGUAGCUGGCCAGGAAGCCAGACUCUGGCAUUUUGUAAAAAGUGUAGCAGUUGAGGCCGGCAGAAAACUGAACGGCGGGAGCUAGCCAACGCAAGGCCUUGAGUGCCAACCGCGAGACUACUGUCUGCCAAAAUGUCUGAAAGAUCAGAUCUCCUUCACUUCAAGUUUGAAAAUUAUGGAGAUUCAAUGUUACAAAAAAUGAACAAAUUAAGAGAAGAGAAUAAAUUUUGUGAUGUUACAGUUCUCAUAGAUGAUGUUGAGGUGCAGGGACAUAAAAUUGUUUUUGCUGCAGGUUCCCCCUUCUUAAGAGACCAGUUUUUACUGAAUGAUUCCCGAGAGGUGAAAAUCUCCAUAUUACAAAGUUCUGAAGUGGGGAGACAAUUGCUCUUGUCCUGUUAUAGUGGUGUGCUGGAAUUCCCUGAGAUGGAACUGGUAAAUUACUUGACUGCUGCAAGUUUUCUUCAGAUGAGCCACAUUGUAGAACGGUGCACACAGGCGCUGUGGAAGUUUAUAAAGCCAAAACAACCAAUGGAUAGUAAAGAGGGAUCUGAACCACAGAGUGCUUCUCCCCAGUCGAAAGAACAGCAGGGAGAUGCCAGAGGCUCUCCAAAACAGGACUUACCUUGUAUUCAUCCAUCUGAAGACAGUAUGGAUAUGGAGGACAGUGAUAUACAGAUUGUUAAGGUAGAAUCUAUUGGGGAUGUAUCAGAGGAUAGAAGUAAAAAAGAUCAGAACCAGUACAUUUCUUCUGAACCCACUGCUUUACAUUCAUCAGAGCCCCAGCACUCCCUGAUAAACUCAACUGUGGAAAACAGAGUUAAUGAACUAGACCAGAGCCAUCUCCACAAUUAUGCCCUCUCUUACACUGGCAAUGAUGACAUCAUCAUGACCUCAAAAGAUGUCUUUGGGCCUAAUAUUCGAGGUGUAGACAAAGGCUUACAGUGGCAUCACCAAUGCCCAAAGUGUACCAGGGUAUUCCGUCACCUGGAGAACUACGCCAACCAUUUAAAAAUGCACAAACUCUUUAUGUGUCUACUCUGCGGCAAGACUUUCACUCAGAAAGGCAAUCUUCAUCGACACAUGCGUGUACAUGCCGGAAUUAAACCUUUCCAGUGUAAAAUCUGUGGGAAAACCUUUUCUCAGAAGUGUUCCUUACAGGACCAUCUUAACCUUCACAGUGGAGAUAAGCCCCAUAAAUGUAACUAUUGUGACAUGGUUUUUGCACAUAAGCCAGUUUUGAGGAAACACCUUAAACAGCUGCAUGGCAAAAACAGCUUUGAUAAUGCCAAUGAGAGGAGUGUACAAGACCUCACAGUGGAUUUUGACUCUUUUGCAUGUACAACAGUCACAGACUCUAAUUGUCAGCCACAACCUGAUGCAACACAGGUCCUGGAUGCAGGUAAACUGACCCAAGCUGUCCUCAGCUUAAGGAGUGACAGUACAUGUGUAAAUUGAACAGGGCAUAGUGCUCACAGUGAGAGCUGACAGAGUAUGGCAAUGGUCACUGAGUCUUUUUAGAAAUCACUUGGUAGUUUCUUCUACAAAGCCUCCAAGCAGGUGGUAGUGAGUGAAUUGGAGCACUAGCAGACUAGGUGACUCCCACUUGUGGUGGCUUUGCUUUCCUUUAGCCCUCUCCUGGUUCUUUUUUGAGUUAUUUAACCUGUGAUGUCUGUUUUCCUUUUCUAAGGAAUAAUUCCAUUUGUCUACCUAGUGUUCAUAUAUGUCUUAGACUGACGCUAUUUUAAAUUUUUACCAAGCACAUUCUAAAGGUACCAACAAAUAACAUUAUUUACUUCCUACUAAUAAACUGUGUUUAGGAAAGUUAAUACUUUUCCUUGGGGGAAAAUGAGGCUGGGAUAGGAGGUGAUACUGCUGUUGACCUAAAUAUGUGAUAGAGUUUCUGUUUGUCUACUGUGAUUCAUCCAAGGCUGAUGAGUGAAUCUGCUUCCUGCCAUUUGUACUUUUUUGGAGCUGCUGUGGAGGAGUGUGUGGGUUUGUACUUUAAACA